AAAAGCAUAACAUAACCCCAUUGAAGAUUCCGCAACAGAGAGUAGAAAAGAUGGCGCGGUUGAUCACAGUGGUGUGGUGCGCGGUGGCGGUGCUACUGUGCGCCGCGGCGGGCGCGUCGUGGGUGGAGGAGGCGGCGAACCCGAUACGAAUGGUGGCGGGGGUGGAGGCGGAGGUGGUUCGGGUGAUAGGGCAGUGCCGGCGCGCGCUGAAGUUUGCUAGGUUCAUGAGCAGGUUCGGGAAGAGUUACCGAAGCGAGGAAGAGAUGAGGGAGAGGUACGAGAUAUUCUCGCAAAACCUCAGGUUCAUCCGCUCCCACAACAAGAACCGCUUGCCCUACACUCUCUCUGUUAAUCAUUUUGCUGAUUGGACUUGGGAGGAGUUCAAAAGACACAGACUAGGCGCUGCCCAAAAUUGCUCUGCCACUCUUAACGGCAACCACAAGCUCACUGAUGCUGUUCUUCCUCCCACGAAAGACUGGAGGAAAGAAGGAAUAGUGAGUGAUGUUAAAGAUCAAGGCAGCUGCGGAUCAUGCUGGACAUUCAGCACAACUGGGGCUUUAGAAGCAGCCUAUGCACAAGCAUUUGGGAAGAGUAUCUCUCUUUCUGAGCAGCAGCUAGUGGAUUGUGCUGGCCGUUUCAACAACUUUGGCUGUAAUGGUGGGUUGCCAUCACAAGCCUUUGAGUACAUCAAAUACAAUGGAGGACUUGAGACAGAGGAAGCAUACCCCUACACUGGAAAAGAUGGUGUAUGCAAAUUCUCAGCUGAAAAUGUUGCCGUUCAAGUCAUUGACUCGGUCAAUAUCACCUUGGGUGCUGAGAAUGAAUUAAAACAUGCAGUUGCAUUUGUUCGGCCGGUUAGUGUGGCCUUUCAGGUGGUGAAUGGGUUCCAUUUCUACGAGAAUGGAGUUUACACUAGUGACAUUUGCGGUAGCACUUCCCAGGAUGUGAACCAUGCCGUCCUUGCUGUGGGGUAUGGAGUUGAAAAUGGCGUCCCAUAUUGGCUCAUAAAAAAUUCAUGGGGAGAAAGUUGGGGUGAGAAUGGCUACUUCAAAAUGGAAUUGGGGAAGAACAUGUGUGGUGUUGCAACUUGUGCGUCUUAUCCAGUUGUGGCAUAAAUUGCAUAAGAAUAUGGUCCCUGGUGACGACCACCUUGUCAUGCUUCAGAGUUUAAAGAUAAGUGUCAUUGUAUAAUGAAAAUUGCUCCUAGUUGGGUUGGUAUGAUGUAUUAAAUAAGUUAGAAGUUGCUGUAAAUCACGUAAGAAUAUCAUGGCCUGAAUUGUGUGUAUCACAGACAUAAAUAACGAUCAUAUAUUGAUAGUUCAUAGUUACAUAUUGUAUUGUAUUGUAUUGAUGCGCCCCGCUUUAAUUAUCAGUUAUAAGAAUUAAGAUAGCAUGUCUUUGCUACUUUGCACUA
Messenger RNA from Glycine soja, 1414 nucleotides. RefSeq names its product thiol protease aleurain-like. The coding region runs from base 51 to 1115 and encodes 354 amino acids. The transcript has 7 exons. Gene Ontology annotation, molecular function: cysteine-type endopeptidase activity. Lineage: Eukaryota; Viridiplantae; Streptophyta; Magnoliopsida; Fabales; Fabaceae. Gene Ontology annotation, biological process: immune response. Gene Ontology annotation, cellular component: lysosome. The record is from RefSeq and is a predicted model, not a curated record.